This is a messenger RNA of Penicillium lagena, 2751 nucleotides long. RefSeq names its product DENN (AEX-3) domain protein. Bases 1 to 2751 code for a protein of 916 amino acids. NCBI's taxonomy places the organism in Eukaryota, Fungi, Ascomycota, Eurotiomycetes, Eurotiales, Aspergillaceae. Gene Ontology annotation, biological process: regulation of Rab protein signal transduction. The record is from RefSeq and is a predicted model, not a curated record. The transcript is spliced from 2 exons. Gene Ontology annotation, cellular component: cytoplasmic vesicle.
AUGGGCCCGUCUCUGCGAGAUCACGGCUCUUUUGUGCGGCCAUCCACCCGCGAUCGGCCCACCACCCGCGGCGAGGGAGAAAACUCGCUGGUCGUUCCCAGCCGCACCUCAUCUUUGCACUCGCGCAUCACCCAGCCCAUUGCCUCGAGCCUCAACCUCAAGCCCACCCAGCGAACACCCAAAACCCUCACCCAUGCCUACAUGGUCUGUGGUGUGGGCCGAGAGCCCUCCCAGUGGGUGAAAGCACCGCCCCCGGCCCAGGGCAAGAUCGGCCAUAUGAAGGGCGCCGUCGGCCAGUUCUGGCUGCCCGAGAUCCUGGGCAGCAGUCCACGGUUAGAACAGGAUAACGAGAUUGCUCGAUCCCUGCACUCGGCCAUGCGGGCUUGUUUCCCGCACGAUGUCGAGAUCUGCACCGGCAAGAGCCAGCCGCACUGUGCCCAUCACGCCUUUGUGCUGCAGCAGGACUCCUCGCACACUCUGUACGGUAUUGCGCUGCGCGUCUGGUCCCGUGCGGAUGAGAAACGCGCCGAGACCAUUCGCGAGCUGCGCAAGAAGACCGAGUCGGACUUCUACGACAACCCGGACGAGACCUACUGGAUCCCCUACUGCCUCAGCUUCCUGUCCCGCUAUCCGCUCUACGACCUGCUGGGCGACUAUCUCCGUGGCAUGUGGAUCCACUGGAACAAGGCCACCAACCUCUUCCAUGCCGAGGAGGUGUCUCGGAUCCUGAGCUUCCCUGCUCCGCGUCUCAACGACCUGGUUCGAAUCGAUAUGAAAGACUAUGCCCUGUGUUACCAGUUCCCCUCGUCACCUACCGGCUUCCAGAACUUUUCCAUGUGGCCCCUAUUUACUUGUCUGUCCAUUCCGAACAUUGUCGGUGUGGUCGAAGCCGCUGUCUCGCCCACGCGCCGCAUCAUCUUCGUCAGCCACUACCCAGCGAUGCUGACGGCCGCGGCCGAAACCAUCCGCUACUGCGUUCGUGUUUACGAGUGGAGCGGUUUGUACGUGCCCGUUGUGCAUGCCCGCCACGUCAAGGAGCUCGUGCAGGAGCCCGGACCGUACAUCCUGGGUGUCACCGCGGAGUGCCGGACGUUGUUCAAUGCCCCGUCCGAUGCUCUGGUGGUUGACCUCGACCGGAACUUCGUUCUCACCUCGAGCCCGCCCAACGUCCUGAGCCAGGGCCAGCGCACCAAGUUCAUCGACCGGUUGACGCAGUCUCUGAACGGCGACGUUUCGCCUUCCGGAGUGCCGACGCACUUGCGGUCUGCCUACGCCGGUGGCAAGCUGAUCCCUGCCGGUCAGAUCAUCGUGAUGCGAGGCGAGGUCGAGAGCGUCCAGGAACCCAACUGGUGGAACCAGGAUGCCGUUAUGGGCGUUAUGGACCACGUCUGCGAGAAGCUGGGACGCAACACCGGUAUGAAGGCGAUCUUUGGCGGCGCCGUCAAGAAGCCGUUGAUGACCAAGGUCUCGAUGCGCCACCUGAACGAGAUCGUGCGCGAGCGGAACCAGUACUCACGCGAUGCCAUGGAGGCCUGGCAAGAUUUCAUCAAUCUCAAGGGCCGCAUGGACACCGAACUCAGCAAGGUCACCAAGCGCAACAACUUCCUUGUCGAGGAGCUGGAGACCUGGAAGCAGCAGUUCCUCAAGUUCCAGGCGUUUGCUGAGCAGCUCACCAAAGAGACCUCGGAACUCAAGGUCAAGAUCGAGAACCACAAGCGCGAGAACCGCCGUCUCACUGGUCUCAUCGACCAGCAGAAGGAUGACGUGGCUCGGCUUACUCUGCGCCUAUCUGGCACGGAGAAGCAGCGCGACGACGCUCUCGAGGCUCUCGUCCUCCAGCAGGAGAUUGCCGAGGAGCUGGAACGCGAGCGCAAGCGCAACCAGAAGGAGAUUUCUGCUCUGCAGCACACCAACUCCACCCUCUCCCGCCAGCGCGAUGAUGCCCAGCGUGUGGUCUUGCACCUGCGUAGCCUCAUCAACGGCCAGAACCACCACAUGGAGCACAUUGUUCGCUCCAUUGGUAGUACCUCGACAAUUACUGAAAUGGUCAACCAGGGCUACGAGGAUUCCGCCGAAACCGAAGAAUCAGAGGUGGCGGCGUCGAAGGAGACCACCAAGAAGGAUGUCAAUGGCAAACCCAUGGUAAAUGAUAUGAGUCCUGAGCUGGAGCAGCAUCUGCUGAACCUCGGCAAGGACAAGAAGAGCCUUGCUCGCCUGAGCAUCAACGAUGUCGCAGACCUCUACCUGCGCGAGAAGACCGACGCCAUUGCGGAUAUCAUCCGCACCAUCAGCGACCAGUGUGCUGCCGCCGUCGAGGGCCUGCACCUGGCCCAGGACGCCGAGGACGAUGAGGAAUCCGAGGAUUCGGCCAAGGCCCGUCAGGAUGGCGACCGCCUGGGCUCCGACUUCGAGGCGCAGGAGGGCCGCUCAACCCGUGCCGCCAGCGAGAUGAGCGACAACACCGACACCAACUCGCUGCAUCCUGAUCGGAAUUCCAGCAUCCCACCCACACCGGAUCUGGUACACAACCGCUCCAGCACUUCCAUGUCCAUGGUCAGCAACACGACUUUCCCUGAGCGCUCAAGCCAGCAGUACACCACUGGCGAGAUCCCGACCCGGAUCGUCGAGGACGACGAUGAGCAUGCCCACGAAACUGAGGGCCUGGACGACCAGGCCACCGAGACGGGCACUCUGUCCAAGCAGGCCAGCGAGGAUCUCAUGCGGCCCAACACUGCACGAGUGAUUUCAUGA